AUCAUGAUCACAGGUCUGUGUGAAAAGCUCGAAUUGAGACUGAGGGAGGUUUAUUGGAGAUACACGGCGGUUUCAUUGAUAAAGGUGAAAAGGUUGGAGGUGGUGUCUCAUUGCAGUGUUGGAUUUCCCUUCUUAAAAGCGUGUACGGACAAGAGCUGCAGGGACAGACAGCCGGGUAAAGAGGGCGAGACAGGGCUGUGCGUAGAGACACGGCACAACUCCGCUCAGCGGCAUGACACGCUACUGCGGCCUCAUCCGUCGCCUGCUCUCCAGCGAGUCUGGAAAGAGCGGGGAGAGCGAUUCGGAGGAGGUGGCCACAAAAAGCGAGCACACGCAGCAGGAGCCGCAGCUGAAAGGCAUCGUGACCCGACUGUUCAGCCAGCAAGGCUUCUACCUGCAGAUGCUGCCAGACGGCACCAUUGACGGGUGCAAGGACGAGAACAGCGACUACACCCUGUUUAACCUGAUCCCGGUAGGACUGCGGGUGGUGGCCAUCCAGGGAGUGAAGGCUGGCCUCUAUGCAGCCAUGAACGGAGAGGGGUUCAUGUACACCUCAGAUGUGUUCACUGCAGAGUGUAAGUUCAAGGAGUCUGUGUUUGAGAAUUACUACGUCAUCUACUCAUCCACGGUGUACCGGCAGCAUGAGUCUGGCAGAGCCUGGUUCCUGGGCCUUACCAAGGAUGGUCAGGUGAUGAAGGGGAACCGGGUUAAGAAGACCAAGCCUUGCUCACAUUUUGUUCCCAGACCUAUUGAAGUGUGCAUGUACAAAGAGCCAUCACUGCAUGAAAUCGAGGAGAAGCAGCGCUCCAGGAAAAGUUCAGGAACUCCCACCAUGAACGGCGGCAAAGUGGUGAACCAGGAGGACAAUACAGAGGAGGAUGGCUCUUAGCUGCACCUCGGAAGACCACCCUGGAUCCCAACUCCUUCAUUUCUUACACAUUGUUCCAACAAAAAUGAAAAGAAGACAAAAAACUGAAUUCUUGCCUGUGAAAUAUUUUAGACAAAAAGGAAAAAUAUUUGAAAUCAGGACAUGAAUUUACAUUUUAUGCAAAAGUCUGCUGUGUGGCAGCAGGAGGUUCCUCUCUUCUCUACAGUAUUAGUGUUUCAAAGUUAAAACUCCCAAAUAAGCUUUAAGCCAUGUUAGACUUUCACGCAUUAAUUUAUGAAUGCUGCGGUUCUUUCACCUGCUUAUAUGUGUUGUUACUUCCAUGAAUAAUAAUAUUGUUAUUAUUCAUUAUUGCUCUUAUUCUUCGCAUCAUUAUUAUGGUUUAUUUUAGGACAGUUAGGAAUGUUUUUGGCAUUGGAUGCAUAACUGCCAAACUGUCAGAUGUUGGAGAUGUCUCUGUUUGUUAGAAGGGCACACUGUCCUGAGGGCUUUCUGGGGGGUCAGGACAGACCUCCCUGUUCAUCUUGUAGUGUAAUCAUAAAGUAUCUUAGAUAGGUGUAAUCAAAGAUGCUUUCUCCAAGAUGGGAGACAGUGGUCUCUCAACGGGGAUGUUCUGUCCUAGGUCUUGUGAAGGAUCAUGGAGGCCUCUACACUUGUGCCCAUGAAAGUUACAGCCAUAUGCAAUGCUAAAAAGAGAUAAAAGAGGUUUCCAAUGUGUUGACUUAUUGUCUCUGUCUGCAGAUGCCCUGCCCCAGAAUUUACCCAGUCAAUAACUUAGAGAACCCACUCACUCACAUAAAUCAGUUGAGGGGGGGGGGGGGGCAUGUCAUAGUAUUGCAUUGGGUCUUUCCACAAAGAAUGCCUUGGUUAUAUAAGAUCAGGUCUGCUAUUUUUUCUGGACACAAGUUCAGUCCUGGUUUCUAUAUCUCCUGUGAUUGCAUGAAUACCAGUGGAAUUAAGAAUGUUCCAGAUUUUUUUUUAAAGUGCUUUUGGUGUGUUUAUUGACUAUAGAGCUAAAUAGCCUGGGAAUAGAAUCUAAAUUGUUCACCAUCAUGAAGGAGGUUCCAUUUUAAAGGAAAGUGAUAGAGUUGGAUUUAUGGAGCAAACCUGGCCCUCGGCCAUUCUUGUGUAUAGCAUGGACAGUUGUAUGAAAUGGACUGUGAUCAACCCAAUAUUUCUGUAUCUGUAUCUUUUCUAUUAUAACUAGAAAUCAGCCUGAUUGGUAAUAGAAAUUAGUUCAGAGCUGGCAUUGUGCAAACAAAUAGUUGUUUGACAUUUGUAGGAUACGCUAACAGGGACGAUAACACAGGUGAUAAGACCGAAGCACCCGCAUAACAUGAGGACUGGAGAUAGAGUCCAGAAACAGUGUUUCCCUGAAGGUGGUGAGCUGAAUCAACACUUUUAACUGAUCUCAUGAUUACACACAAAAAUUGCUUAUGGAAAUAGUUCUACACAAAAUGAUGCGUCCCGAUUAGCUCGGCCUCAGCAGAUUUCCCCCCCCAAUUUAAUUCAAGCUAUGUUCUGCAUUUCAUCAACUUCAUGAAGGACAUGAAGGCUUCUUCCACAAGUAUCUGUAAUGUCUUUGAGAGUCUUCCACUGGGGGAGUGACACCAGGAUCAUGUGAGCGUCAGAGUUCAUUGGCCAAAAGGGGGGAGGGUGUGUGUCUGUGGAGCCAGGACAGCAGUGCAUGUGUCCGCUGGCCAGGUGAGAGUGCCAGUGUGCACUGUGUGUGUGUGACACCGACCCUGCACUGACACUACCCAUUCACUGGAAGGUAAGACGGGGGGUUUAGCAUCUGGGGAUACUGAACUGUUUAUUUGUGCUUGCUGAUUUUUGCACCUUUAAGAAACACCUUCAUAUGCAUUAUGAAAUAUGAAGCAGAAAAAAAAACAAUGAAAAUAGGCCAAAAGAUCAUUUAAAAAUAAAAACGGACAAUACAAAAUA
This is a messenger RNA of Conger conger (European conger), 2830 nucleotides long. Its product is annotated as fibroblast growth factor 12-like. Gene Ontology annotation, cellular component: cytoplasm. The record is from RefSeq and is a predicted model, not a curated record. NCBI's taxonomy places the organism in Eukaryota, Metazoa, Chordata, Actinopteri, Anguilliformes, Congridae. Gene Ontology annotation, molecular function: fibroblast growth factor receptor binding; growth factor activity. Bases 233 to 889 code for a protein of 218 amino acids. The transcript is spliced from 5 exons. Gene Ontology annotation, biological process: animal organ morphogenesis; positive regulation of protein phosphorylation; regulation of cell migration.